Messenger RNA from Medicago truncatula (barrel medic), 1124 nucleotides. Its product is annotated as glycolipid transfer protein 3. Gene Ontology annotation, cellular component: cytoplasm; cytosol; membrane. The record is from RefSeq and is a predicted model, not a curated record. Lineage: Eukaryota; Viridiplantae; Streptophyta; Magnoliopsida; Fabales; Fabaceae. The coding region runs from base 241 to 909 and encodes 222 amino acids. The transcript has 6 exons. Gene Ontology annotation, biological process: ceramide transport; intermembrane lipid transfer. Gene Ontology annotation, molecular function: ceramide 1-phosphate binding; ceramide 1-phosphate transfer activity.
AGAACGGAUAGAACCCAAAGAAAAAAAGAAUUUAAAAUAGGAAGGAGCUAAGUUAUACUAUAUACUAUAUGUGAAGAAACAAUUAAUAAUUGGCAUGGUUCCUUAUGAGUUUCUCUCUCUUUUUCUGUCCAAAAUAUUUGAAACAAUCAACUAUACUGGUAAAAGUCAAUGCUAUUUUGCUUAUAAAUAAGCUUGGUGAGUUUUGCAAGCUAUGUUUGUAUCAGAGAAAGUAUAAGGGAAAUGAAGAGGAGUAGAGAUAUAGAGAAGAGAUCAGAGAUAAACUCUGCCAUUGAAGAGCUUUCAGUGCUUGUUAUAGUCAAACCUGAAGAAGAUCAUGAGGCUGGUGCACGCAUCCCAACAAAGCCUUUCCUAUCUUUAUGUUACAUGGUUCUACAAGUUCUUGAUAAGGUAGGGCCAACAAUGGCUGUUUUGAGACAAGACAUUCACCAGAAUAUUAAGAGGUUGGAAGCAAUACAUGAAUCAAAUCCCUUAACCAAUUCAAAUUUAGUUGAGAUAUUCAAGUCAGAAACUAGCAAAGGAAAUGGAAAGAAGAGAGUUAGCGGCAGUAAAUCCUUUGUUUGGCUCACUAGAUCCCUGGAUUUCACAUCAGCGUUGUUACAAGCGCUACUAGUAAAAGAUCCUAAAAAGAAUAUGGAGCAAGCAGUUCAAGAGUCUUAUGAUGCAACUUUGAAACCAUGGCAUGGAUGGAUUGCAUCAGCUGCUUACAGAGUGGCUAUAAAACUAGUGCCUGAUACAAAAACUUUCAUGGAUCUCCUCCGGGAAAAAGACGAAGACUGCAACACCCUAAUGGAAAAAAUGGAGAUUUUAGUUUCUUUGCUUGUGCCUUUUCUUGAGGAUAUCCAUUGUAUUCUAAAAGUGUAUAACUUGGACAGGCUUAAGUCAAAUUGAAGUUAAGAUAGAAAAGCUGAUGUAGAAUUUUACUUAGUGUAUACUGUAUAUAGUUUGGUUUCCUCUCCUGCUGUUUUCUUGUAAAUUACUUGUACAGUAAAUUUUGUAUCAACUCAGUUCUGUAGUUACAAGUUUGCAACUUUGCAUCAAGCUGGUCAGCAUAGCUGUUUAAACAUAAAAAAAAAAAAAAAUUCAGUUGAUUUUGAUUUUAUCUA